This is a messenger RNA of Camelina sativa (false flax), 1066 nucleotides long. Its product is annotated as superoxide dismutase [Fe] 2, chloroplastic. The record is from RefSeq and is a predicted model, not a curated record. NCBI's taxonomy places the organism in Eukaryota, Viridiplantae, Streptophyta, Magnoliopsida, Brassicales, Brassicaceae. Gene Ontology annotation, molecular function: metal ion binding; superoxide dismutase activity. Gene Ontology annotation, cellular component: chloroplast nucleoid. Gene Ontology annotation, biological process: superoxide metabolic process.
AAUCAAUCCACAGUUCUGGUUUAUAUCAAAACUGAAAAGGUUCUACUGUUCAUAACCCGAAAAAAAAAAAACUGGGAGAUCCCACGGCGACGGAGCCAGGUAGUCCAGAAUCGCCGGUGGAGGUGAGCAAGACUCAUCCGAUCCCGCCUUUGAAAUCAGAUAAAGCCGUGAGAGUCAGAGUUACAGCUACGAGCUUGAAUUACGCCAAUUACCUUCAGAUUCUCGGAAAAUACCAGGAGAAACCUGCGUUACCCUUUAUCCCUGGCUCCGAUUACUCCGGAAUCGUCGACGCGAUUGGUCCCUCCGUCACCAAAUUCCGCGUCGGAGAGAAGGGGUCUUGUUGUACUUGUUGUUGUUGUUGUUGCUGCACCUUCAAAAAUAAUCAAAUCAGAGUUUGACGCUUCGAGGAAAGAUGAUGACAUUUGCAGUGACAGCCAUUUCCUCAUCAUCUCUAUCAUACUCUCCUCUUCUUCUUCAUUCUCAAGGGCCAAACCGGCGACUGUUGCAUUGGAAAAGAAACGAAAAGAGACGGUUAGCGACAAAGGUGGCUGGUUCCGGUGUUAUCACAGCGGGAUUUGAGUUAAAGCCGCCUCCAUAUCCUCUUGAUGCUCUGGAACCACAUAUGAGCCGGGAAACCUUGGAUUAUCACUGGGGAAAACAUCAUAGAACUUACGUUGAGAACUUGAACAAACAAAUUGUAGGCACAGAUCUAGAUGCGUUGUCCUUGGAAGAAGUUGUGCUUCUUUCAUACAACAGAGGCAACAUGCUUCCUGCCUUUAACAAUGCUGCCAAGAACCGAAGAGCUGAAUACAUAAAUACAUUCAUGGAAAAGCUCGUGUCAUGGGAAACUGUAAACACAAGGCUAGAAGCUGCAAUGGUUCGAGCAACCCAAAGGGAACAAGAAGGAACAGAUACAGAAGAAGAAGCGAAUCCAGAUGAUGAAGAGCCGGAGGUCUAUUUAGAUAGUGAUAUUGAUGUAUCUGAGGUUGACUAAAAACCCUGUGAAGCACAUAACAUUAGCAUCUGAAAUGUCAAUGACAGAGAGCAAAAUUUUUUGCAUUCCUAA